AUGUCUACGUCUGACAUGUCCUUUACGACACGGGCAACGAAGUCCAUAGAAGAUGCCAUGUUCAACGCAGAACAGCAUGGUUCUUCUCAACUUCUACCCCUCCAUCUCGCACUCGCACUCCUCGAUCCUCUACCCGAUCUCUCAAAAGACCAACAGCAGACUAUGAACGCAUCUCAUGGCUCUGCUUCGCAAUCACUAUUCCGCCAAGUAGUAGAGCGAGCACAUGGAGAUCCGCAAGCUCUUGAUCGUUCCCUCAAGCGUGCCGUUGUUCGUUUGCCUAGUCAAGAUCCUCCGCCAGAACAAGUUGCCGUCUCGCCUUCUUUCAACAAAAUUUUGAGGGCGGCAAAAGAACUGCAGAAGACGCAGAAGGAUUCUUUUAUUGCGGUGGAUCAUUUGAUCAUCGCAGUGACUCAGGAUACAGCUGUUCAAGCAUGUUUGAAGGAUGCUAAUAUGCCAAAUGUCAAGCUUCUGCAAGAUGCGGUUUCACAGAUUCGGGGAACGAGAAGAGUGGACUCGAAGACGGCGGAUGCGGAGGAGGCGAAUGAGAAUUUGAAGAAAUUCACGGUGGAUAUGACGGCGAUGGCUAGAGAGGGCAAGAUUGAUCCAGUUAUUGGAAGAGAGGAGGAGAUUCGCCGGGUCAUUAGAAUCUUAUCCAGACGAACGAAGAAUAAUCCGGUUUUGAUUGGUGAGCCUGGUGUGGGUAAGACGACGGUGGUGGAGGGAUUGGCGCAGCGAAUUGUUAAUGCUGAUGUACCGGAUAACCUUGCGGCUUGCAAACUUUUGUCGUUAGAUGUCGGCUCGAUUAUCGCUGGAAGUAAAUACAGAGGAGAGUUCGAGGAGAGAAUGAAGGGUGUUUUGAAGGAGAUUGAAGAUUCGAAGGAAAUGAUCGUUCUUUUCGUCGAUGAGAUGCAUCUUCUUAUGGGUGCUGGCGCUAGUGGUGAAGGUGGAAUGGAUGCUGCCAAUAUGCUCAAACCUAUGUUGGCACGUGGACAACUUCACUGUAUCGGUGCUACCACUCUCAACGAAUACCGAAAGUACAUCGAAAAGGAUGCAGCCUUCGAACGUCGUUUCCAACAAGUCUUGGUCAAGGAGCCGUCUAUUCCUGAUACCAUCUCCAUUCUUCGUGGAUUGAAGGAGAAAUACGAAGUUCAUCACGGAGUCACAAUUGCGGAUGGUGCUCUUGUCUCUGCGGCUACAUUGGCUGCUAGAUACCUUACACAAAGACGACUUCCGGAUUCUGCUGUUGAUCUCAUUGAUGAGGCAGCGGCUGCUGUUCGAGUUGCACGCGAGUCACAACCUGAAAUUAUUGAUUCCCUCGAUCGAAGACACCGACAACUCGAAAUCGAAAUCCAUGCGUUGUCUCGAGAGAAGGAUGAUGCUUCGAAAACUCGUUUGGCUCAAGCUAGACAAGAUGCUAGUAACGUUGAGGAAGAGCUUAGACCUCUACGUGAGAAGUAUGAGAGCGAAAGAAAGAGAGGCAAAGACAUCCAAGAAGCUAAAGUCAAGCUCGACCAAUUGAAGGUCAAGAUGGAAGAGGCUACUCGGUUGGGUGAUACUAGCAAGGCUGCUGAUCUUCAAUACUACGCCAUUCCGGAACAACAAGCAUUUAUCAAGUCUUUGGAGAAAGAGAAGAAGUCUGCCGAUGCGGCUCUCAGCUCUUCUUCUAACCCUGAUUCUGGUGGAUCUCUUAUUACUGAUACUGUUGGUCCAGAACAAAUCAACGAGAUCGUUGCUCGAUGGACUGGUAUUCCUGUCACGAGACUCAAGGCUACUGAGAAGGAUAAGCUGUUGAAUAUGGAGAAGGCUUUGGGCAAGGUGGUUGUCGGUCAAAGUGAAGCCGUUAAAGCAGUCUCAGAUGCCAUCCGACUUCAACGAGCAGGACUUUCUAAUCCAAACUCACCACCAAGUUUCCUGUUCUGUGGUCCAUCCGGUACUGGUAAGACACUUCUUACUAAAGCACUUGCCGACUUCCUCUUCGAUGAUGAAAAGGCUAUGAUCAGACUCGACAUGUCCGAAUAUCAAGAACGACAUUCACUUAGUCGUAUGAUUGGUGCACCCCCUGGAUAUGUUGGUCAUGAUGCCGGUGGACAGCUUACCGAAGCCCUCCGUCGCAAACCCUUCUCCAUUCUUCUCUUCGAUGAAAUCGAAAAGUCAGCAAAGGAAGUUCUCACCGUUCUCCUUCAACUCAUGGAUGAUGGUCGUAUCACUGAUGGCCAGGGACGUGUUGUUGAUGCGAGAAAUUGUAUCGUGGUAAUGACAUCUAAUUUGGGUGCUGAAUACCUCGAUCGUCCUAAUGCUGCCAAUGGAAAGAUCGAUCCCACUACUCGCAUGAUGGUCGAACAAGCUCUCAAGGAUUAUUUCUUGCCUGAAUUUCUUAAUCGUAUCAAUGCGACUAUCAUCUUCAAUCGUCUCACCAAAAUCGAAAUCCGCAAGAUUGUCGACGUACGCCUUCUGGAGAUUCAAAAGAGACUACAGGACAAUGGCAGAGAUAUCAAAAUCGAUUGCAGUCCUGCAGUCCGCGAUUAUCUCGGCUCGGCAGGUUAUAGUCCAGUGUAUGGUGCCAGACCGCUUGCGAGGUUGAUAGAAAAGGAGGUGUUGAAUAGAUUGGCGAUACUACUAUUGAGAGGUGCAGUUAAGGAUGGAGAGGUUGCGAGGGUGGGAAUGAGAGAUGGUAGGAUUGUUGUCCAGCCUAAUCAUCAGGGAAGUUCGGAGGAAAAUAGUAGUGAGGAUGAAAUGGAGAUUGAUGAGCAUGAUGCAAGAGAGGCUUUUGGUCGUAGGGGAAUGAGGGAUGAGAGGGAUAGUGAUGGGGAUUUGGAUUUAUAUCGGUAG
Messenger RNA from Sclerotinia borealis F-4128, 2829 nucleotides. Lineage: Eukaryota; Fungi; Ascomycota; Leotiomycetes; Helotiales; Sclerotiniaceae. The record is from the annotation of a GenBank genome assembly.